Messenger RNA from Drosophila willistoni, 554 nucleotides. RefSeq lists its product as uncharacterized. The transcript has 3 exons. Gene Ontology annotation, molecular function: zinc ion binding; mRNA binding; single-stranded RNA binding. Gene Ontology annotation, biological process: positive regulation of cytoplasmic translation. NCBI's taxonomy places the organism in Eukaryota, Metazoa, Arthropoda, Insecta, Diptera, Drosophilidae. Bases 1 to 546 code for a protein of 181 amino acids. Gene Ontology annotation, cellular component: cytoplasm. The record is from RefSeq and is a predicted model, not a curated record.
AUGUCGAAACUACUGUACCUAAAUUCUCUGGUGAUGGUGAUCUGGAUUCGUGAGCUGGAGAAAGCAGCAAGAGUGUAUGUACUGAGUGAUGCCCAAUGUUGGUCGUUGGGCAACCGACUGCUGGAGGGAUCUGCUAUAGCAUACAUGACAUAUGAAAAGACUACAACCUGGAGCAAGCUGAAGGAUGCCCUUGUGAAGUAUUGUACUUUUCUGAACGAAUUGCGAGAGAAGAUUAUGCGUUUUCAGACAGUUCAGCCACCAGGCAAAAACUACGUUCCUCAGGCUCGGCAGACUUCAGACCAUGCGCAGUCCAUUACGCCUGCUGCAAAGGAGAAGAGAUGUUUCAAUUGCCGCCAGAUUGGUCACUUAAUGUUUGACUGUCCACGCCCGGAGAGACCAAAAGGAAGUUGCUAUCGGUGCUUCAAAGUGGGCCAUCAGUACCGGAAUUGUCCAAUGCGAACCCAGAUCGUCGCCAUGAGCACUAGUGAAGACCCGGACACCAUUGAUGAUAAGUCAUUUAUUCAAUUAAUUCCGGAAGCCCAGUAAGUUUUGCC